CCAGCUAGAUGCCUUCUGACCAACGAAGAAGGCAAACAAGCAAGAUGGCGCUAGCUAGAAAAACAAUCGUUUUGCUGUUUGGGAAAUAAUUGAAAGUAAUAAGUGAGCGCUUUUGCAGUUUUUAUUUUAUUCGAAGCAGGUCAGAUAAUUAUUAGUUUAUUCCGAGUCGUUAACUGGACAUUCGGAUCCUUCGUUGUAAAUAAGGAGACUAUAGCGACACCUGCUAUGUUAGUAUGUAGCUAGCGUGUUAACCAAAGUUGGUUGUUAGCAGUGGCGAGUGAACUUCAUAGUGAUACUGGUACACAGCGGAACAACUCCCUGACCCGAGGAUGGACAGUGUGUCAGGGUCGGCCUCGGAGGGCACACCCGGCUGCCCCCUUGGUCCCGAGGACAUGGAGGGCCUGUGCGUCUUGCCUCACCUGGGCGCCAUCAAGACCGAGCAGUCAGGGCCCGUUCACCCGGACGAGGCCGGCAACCCCAACGUGGCCAUGGGGAUAAAGUUCAUCCUGCCCAACCGCUUUGACAUGAACGUCUGCUCCAGGUUCGUCAAGUCGCUCAACGAGGAGGACAGCAAGAACAUCCAGGACCAGGUCAACUCUGACCUGGAGGUGGCGUCGGUUCUCUUCAAAGCUGAAUGCAACAUCCAGACAUCACCCUCACCGGGGAUCCAAGUGCGCCAUGUGUACACUCCAUCCACCACCAAACACUUCUCCCCCAUCAAGCAGUCCACCACCCUCACCAACAAGCACCGCGGCAACGAAGUGUCCUCCACACCUCUCCUGGUGCAUUCUUUAUCCAUCCAUCAGCUGGCAGCUCAAGGUGAAAUGGUGUUUCUGGCCAGCAGGAUCGAACAAGAAACGGUGAUCAACCUGCAGGACGAGGAAGGUUUCACUCCUCUGAUGUGGGCGGCUGCACAUGGACAAAUUGCUGUCGUGGAGUUUCUCCUCCAGAAUGGCGCAGACCCCAACGUCCUCGCCAAAGGCAGGGAGAGCGCGUUGUCUCUGGCGUGCAGUAAAGGAUACACGGACAUCGUCAAGAUGCUCAUAGACUGCGGCGUGGAUGUCAACGAGUAUGACUGGAAUGGCGGAGCCCCCCUGCUGUACGCCGUCCACGGGAACCAUGUGCGCUGUGUGGAACUGCUGCUCGAGAGCGGCGCUGAUCCCACCGUGGAGUCCGACUCGGGCUUCAACCCCAUGGACAUGGCCGUGGCCAUGGGCCAUCGCAACGUUCAACAGGUGAUGGAAGGACACCUGCUGAGGUUAUUGAUGGCCAUCAGAGAGUGAGCCCCCCCCCCCGCGUGCACACUUAUUAUUGUGGUUUGGACACGUUUAUUUAUUUCAUGCAUUUAAUGUUCUUACUUUUUAAAGUAAGACUACUUAUGUAGGAGUGCACUUUGAGUACUUUUUAAUUUAUUUGAAUAAGUUAAAUGAAGACGAGCUGUAUUUUUGUUUGUGUUAUGAGUCACUAACCUCGUGUUUAGUCAGAUAGUGGACUAUGUGCUGACAUGCAAAGCUGAUAACUGGAGUGUUGAGACAAAGUGUUAAUUGUCGACUUGAAAUGAUUAAGUGAUUGGAAACGGGUAACAUCCUGCCCUAAUAGAUGCCUGAUACUCUCUGCAAGAGUAAACUAGCCUCCCUGGCCAAUAGAUGAGCAAAUGUGUUGGCUGUUUUUUUACAGGCAAACAUGUCAUUAAAAUGUUCAUGUUUC
Dunckerocampus dactyliophorus (ringed pipefish) is the source of this 1707-nucleotide messenger RNA. RefSeq names its product ankyrin repeat, family A (RFXANK-like), 2 (gene ankra2). Gene Ontology annotation, molecular function: protein binding. Gene Ontology annotation, cellular component: nucleus. Gene Ontology annotation, biological process: regulation of gene expression. The transcript is spliced from 8 exons. NCBI's taxonomy places the organism in Eukaryota, Metazoa, Chordata, Actinopteri, Syngnathiformes, Syngnathidae. The coding region runs from base 330 to 1283 and encodes 317 amino acids. The record is from RefSeq and is a predicted model, not a curated record.